AAAAAACCCAGGGUGCCACGCUCAGUCAUGUGUGAAAAGUGUGGGUUCGUAUCCAGCAGAGUUAAAAACAGCAGGGUGAAAAGUCUUCGUCACGCCAAGGGUUGCCCAGACAUGAAACCAAGGCAUGAGCUGACGUACGAGACCAGGGCUCAAAUGUUGAAGGCGCUGGAAGCGCCUGGAGCAACCCUCAGCUCAGUCGCCAGGCUCUUCGGAGUCUCUGUGUCCUCCAUGUCCAGGAUAAAUGCCAACAAGGAACGGAUCUUAAACCACUGUCUUGACCACAGCGGGCAGAAGAGGAUUCGCUUCUGCAAAGAGCCUGAGGUUGCCCACAACCUGUACACGUGGUACAUGGAGAAGAAGGCAGAGGGUGUGCACAUAACUGGACCUAAGCUCAAAGAGAAGGCCAGGAAGAUGGCAGCCGAGAUGGGGAGGGACUUCAAGGCUUCCAGCGGUUGGCUGGGCCGCUGGCGGCACAGGUACAACAUUGUCUGUACUGCUAAAAAUCCUGACAAAGUCAACAGGGGUCCGUUGAAAAAGAAGAGGUCCAGAAAAAGCACACCCCAGCGGACAGACAAUAUGGACCACUUGGUCCACCUUCAACCCAUGCAAGCAGAUAUGCACCAGGACAGUUUAGGAAGCUCCACCAGUAUUGUUGUAGAGCAAAACGAACAACAGCAGCAACCUCCACCACAACCCCAUCAACAUUCACAGGCUCCUGUAUUCCUUCAUCAACGGUUCUCAACCCCUUGGGAAAUGGCUCAGCAGCAA
This is a messenger RNA of Lymnaea stagnalis (great pond snail), 768 nucleotides long. The record is from the annotation of a GenBank genome assembly. Lineage: Eukaryota; Metazoa; Mollusca; Gastropoda; Lymnaeidae.